Eimeria acervulina is the source of this 726-nucleotide messenger RNA. RefSeq names its product Ras family domain-containing protein, putative. The transcript has a single exon. NCBI's taxonomy places the organism in Eukaryota, Apicomplexa, Conoidasida, Eucoccidiorida, Eimeriidae. Gene Ontology annotation, molecular function: GTPase activity; GTP binding. The coding region runs from base 1 to 726 and encodes 241 amino acids. The record is from RefSeq and is a predicted model, not a curated record. Gene Ontology annotation, cellular component: endosome.
AUGCAGCGUAGCGGAGGAGGAGGUCUCAGCAGCAGCAGCAGCAGCAGCAGCAUUGGAGGAGGCGGAGGAGGCAGCAGCAGCGCAGCAACAGGAGCAGCAGGAGUGAAGGUACCGAGCUAUAAGACAGUGCUUCUGGGAGAUGCCUCUGUAGGUAAAUCUAGCUUAGUAAUUCGCUUUGUAAAAAAUACUUUCUCUAAUGCAAUGGAGACAACAAUAGGAGCAGCGUUCUUCGCUCACACAAUAGAAGUAGACGGUAAGGCAGUAAAAUUUGAGGUCUGGGAUACAGCAGGACAAGAAAGAUUUUCUUCUCUAGCACCAAUGUAUUAUAGAGGUGCUGCUGCUGCUGUUGUAGUGUAUGACCAGACCAAUGGUCUAUCUUUUGAAAGAGCUCAGAUGUGGGUGCAGCAGCUGCAGUUAAGCGGAAACCCUGAGAUUGUUAUAGCAUUAGCAGCAAAUAAAGCAGAUAUAAGUAAUAAACAAGUAGAUAUUGCUGCGGCAAAGCUCUAUGCAGUAGAGAACCAGCUUCUCUUCUUAGAGACAUCUGCACGUACAGGCCUCAAUGUACAGCAACUCUUUCAAAUGAUGGCGAGGAGAUUGCAGCAAAUUAAACCAAAUAAACAACAACAUUCAGGUGUACAGACACUUAAACUUACUGCAGACGAACCCAAUAGCGCUAACAUGCAGACUUCUCUUUCGUCCAGAGUUGGGUGCUGCAGCUCUUCUUGA